AUGUCAAAUUUGUCGAAGCUUGAUUUUGUGGAACUUGACAUCUCUGAAAAAAAUUAUUUGUCAUGGGUUCUUGACGUUGAGAGUCACCUAACUGCUAAGGGUCUUAGUGAUACUAUUACCCCAGAUAAUACAUCGUCGAGUCAGGACAAGGAUAAGGACAAGGCUAUGAUUGUCCUUUAUCAUUAUCUGGAUGAAGGACUGAAGGUUCAAUACCUUUCAGUGAAAGAUCCACUUGAAUUGUGGACUGAUUUGAAGGAAAGGAUUGUUUCUCAAUUGAAAUUAUGUGGGGAAAUUAUAAAUGCUGAGGACAUGAUGGAAAAAACACUUACUAAUUUUCAUGCUUCAAAUGUGAUAUUGCAGUGA
Molecule: messenger RNA, 363 nt
Organism: Capsicum annuum
Lineage: Eukaryota; Viridiplantae; Streptophyta; Magnoliopsida; Solanales; Solanaceae
Exons: 2
Coding region: 1-363 (120 amino acids)
Source: RefSeq, a predicted model, not a curated record